UUUGUCAACCAAAUGUGGGAAUUUUUAGGGCGGAGAAUCAAUACAACAUCGUCACUGUGUCUUAUCUGAAAAACCAAAACCCCCCUCUACCGCGUCUUCCCACAAAUCAAUUUCGAUCAAAGAACAAAAUUCUAAAACUCCCUCCUAAGUAUGGUAUAAAGGGUCCCAUUUCUAUCUUUUUCUUUUUUCAAGAAUACCCAAUUCAUUUUCAAUUUCAUACCCUUUUGAUUUCGUUCCAUUUGCCAGUUUUUAGCAUCUGGGUUUUGAUUUAUCUUGAUUUUUCUCAAAUGGGGUUUGCUUAACUCAGUAAAUAAACCAGAAAAGUAGAAUCUUGGUCUGGGAAUUUGGGUUUUUGUAUUUUUUGGUCAUUUUUGUAAUUCUGAAGCUCUUGUUCAAUGGUGAUUGGAAUUAAGUGUUAACCAGAAAACAUGAUGAGUUUGAAGGACUGGGUCCUAUCACAGUUGAUAUCCAAGUCAGUAGCCUCAUCGAGACCACUUUUAGCAUCAGAUAGCUUUUUAUCAGAGGAACAUCCUGAUCAAGAGUUUGAUCACCCAGCUCACACUGCUGAUUUGGUUACAACAACAGCAUUAGCCAAUACAACCCAAUCUUCCAAUGAUAAUCAGCAGAAUACAAAUCAUUUCCAUUCACAGCAACGGAUGGUGGAGGAUUCUUUUCAGUCAGAUUUUAGUGUCAAUGAGAAGCCUAGUCCAGUGGUAAAGAUUGAAGCUCUUCAGAUUAAGUUCUUGCGGCUUCUUAAACGUUUUGGCCUGUCCGAGGACAACCUGCUGGUAUCAAAGGUCUUAUACCGAAUCCAGCUGGCAUCACUGAUACGGGCAAGAGAAUCGGAUUUAAAAAGGGCAAAUCUUAAAAUUGAGAGAGCACGUGUAAUAGCAGCAGAACAAGAAGCUGCUGGCCGACCGCAAUUGGAUUUCUCAUUUAAGAUCCUUGUACUGGGUAGGACUGGAGUUGGCAAGAGUUCAACCAUAAAUUCCAUAUUUGACCAAUCAAGAGCAACAACCAACGCGUUCAAGCCCGCUACUGACCGUAUUCAAGAGAUUGCGGGAACAGUAAAUGGCAUCAGAGUAUCGUUUAUUGACACUCCUGGUUUACUGCCUCCCUCACCCAGUAAUGUCAGGAAAAACAAGAAGAUUUUGCGUUCUGUGAAACGAUUUUUAAGGAAAUCUAAACCUGACAUGGUACUGUAUUUUGAGCGCCUGGAUUUGAUCAACACAGGCUACAGUGAUUUCCCCUUGUUGAAGCUUAUAACGGAAGUCUUUGGUCCUGCAAUUUGGUUUAAUACCAUCAUUGUCAUGACUCAUUCUUCCUUCAAUCUUCCCGAAGGGAUAAAUGGAUAUCCUGUUAACUAUGAAUCUUUCAUCACCACCUGCACAGAUUUGGUGCAACAUUAUAUUCACCAGGCAGUCUCUGACACAAAGCUUGAAAAUCCUGUAGUUUUAGUGGAGAAUGAUCCCAAUUGCAAAACCAAUAAUGCCGGAGAGAAAAUUCUACCUAAUGGGCAGGCGUGGAAGUCUCAGUUAUUGUUGCUGUGCAUAUGCACCAAAGUUCUAAGUGAUGUUAAUACCCUGUUGGACUUUGAAGACAGCCUAAAGGUGGGACCAUCAAAUGUCGGACGAUUGCCUUCUCUUCCACAUCUUCUCUCGUCCUUUCUAAAGCAUCGUGCUCAGAUAAGGCACGGUGGAUCUGAGAAUGAAAUUGACGAGGUUCCUCUUUUAGACUCGGAUGAUGAAGAUGAAUAUUAUCAAUUACCUCCUAUUCGGAUACUGACCAAGUCUCAGUUUGAAAGGUUGAGUGGUUCCCAGAAGAAGGAUUAUCUUGACGAAUUAGACUACCGGGAAAUCCUCUAUUUGAAAAAACAACUGAUAGAAGAAGCUCGUAGGCGAAGAGAAAAGAGAGUUUCUUCGAGUGAGAGUAAAGCCCCGAAUGAUGAGUCUGAUAACCAGGAGGAGGGCUCUCCAGAGCCGGUUCUGUUGCCAGAUAUGGCUAUUCCGCCAAGCUUCGAUUCAGAUUGCCCUGUCCACAGAUACAGGUGUCUCGUUACCAGCGAACAGUGGCUUGCACGACCAGUGCUUGAUACCAAUGGAUGGGACCAUGAUGUGAGCUUUGAUGGCAUUAACCUGGAGAGCAGUGCAGAAAUAAGAAAAAACAUCAUUGCCUCAGUCAAUGGACAAAUGAGCAAGGACAAACGAGACUUCAGUAUUCAAUCCGAGUUUGCUGCAGCAUUCACCAAUCCAGGUGGGCCCACUUAUGCGGUAGGUCUCGAUAUUCAAUCUGCCAACAAGGAGCUGAUCUGCACUAUUCACAGUAGUGCAAAGGUAAGAAACUUAAGAAAUAAUGUCACUGAAUGUGGUAUUUCUGUAAUACCAUUCGGGGAUAAGUAUUUUCUUGGUACCAAGUGUGAAGAUAGUUUUUCAAUUGGAAAGAGACUGAAGUUUACUGUGAAUGCUGGUCGGAUGGGGGGUGCUGGGCAAGCGGCUUAUGGUGGAAGCUUUGGAGCUACUUUAAGAGGAAAAGAUUACCCAGUGAGAAAUGAAAGUCUGAGUCUCUCGAUGACAGUUCUCUCGCUUAACAAAGAUACAGUGUUGAGCGGAAACUUGCAAACUGACUUCAGAGUGAGUCGAGGUACAAACAUGUCAGUAAGCGCAAACCUCAAUAACCGGAAGAUGGGUCAGGUUUCCAUCAAGACAAGCAGCUCUGAGCACAUGGAAGUAGCUUUUAUUGCACUUUUCUCGAUCGUCAGGGCCUUAUUUCGCAGAAAGAGAACUGACCAACUUGUUGGAGACUCCCUGGAAGCGGAAUGAAUGUUUUCCUUUCAGUUCAAGGAGGUCUAUCAUGUUUUGUUUAGGAGCGGCCUGUAGGGCUUUGAGGCGAGGAGGCACUUUCCUACUUCUACCUAGAAGGGUUGAACUGCUGAAGAAAAUGACUUACAUAUUCAUAGCAUGGCGUUUUCCAUCGACAGUACAGCAAUGAGCGAAGGUCACUAUGUUUUGAUGUUAGAUCAAUAUUGUCAAAUCCAGGAUAGGUAAAAAGACACCUUUUUUUUUGUCAGGCAAAGUUGAGAUGGCUGUAGUUUUGUAUCUGAAUAAUAAGUGUAUAGUAAUAUAGAGAGCAUACAAAAGUUUUCUGCGUUUCUUGUAAUAAUUAGCUUGAAAAGCUAGCAGGAUGCUCAUUCUGAUGUCAGAAGGGUAAUUAGUAGAUGCAUUUUCUAGUUUCAGUUUUUUUCUGUUCUUUGA
Molecule: messenger RNA, 3251 nt
Organism: Nicotiana attenuata
Lineage: Eukaryota; Viridiplantae; Streptophyta; Magnoliopsida; Solanales; Solanaceae
Product: translocase of chloroplast 90, chloroplastic
Exons: 3
Coding region: 429-2819 (796 amino acids)
Biological process (GO): protein targeting to chloroplast
Cellular component (GO): chloroplast outer membrane
Molecular function (GO): GTPase activity; GTP binding
Source: RefSeq, a predicted model, not a curated record